AUGUCUUGGUCUUUGAAAGAAGUAAAUCAAAAAAACGUUAAGAAAUUUAAUACUUCUUUAUUCACUUAUCAAUUUUUGUAUGAUGAAACAAAUCCUAAAAUUGGUGGGUCACUACACACUAAUUUGAGUAAUAUAUUGGAAACUACUCUAUCGAAAGCUAAAGUCCAAAGUCAUUACAGUGAUGGGGACAAAAUACGCUUGAUUGCCCAAAAUCCUAAAUUUAACUCGUCCAUAUCUACACAGUUUGAUUCAAAUUUAAAUUUUGGUAAAUUGCUAGAUCAGAUCGAAAAUAUCUUAACUUCAAAUCACGAUGUAAAUUUGGAACAAACUACUUUUGAUAUACAAAUAUUUAAAACACCAAAAAAUUAA
This is a messenger RNA of Psylliodes chrysocephalus, 369 nucleotides long. NCBI's taxonomy places the organism in Eukaryota, Metazoa, Arthropoda, Insecta, Coleoptera, Chrysomelidae. The record is from the annotation of a GenBank genome assembly.